AUGAAUGUGUUUGAUCAUCAAACAACACGACCCAAGUUGUUGCAUUUCCCUUCUUCUUUACAUGGAAGAAGAAUUCAACACAAACCACCUGUUCUUGUUUCUUUUCCUGCAAAAACGGAAUUCAAUCCCAAGUUCUUGCAUCCUUCUAGAAAAUCUGUUCUUGUUUCUUGUCCUGCAACAAUGAAAUUUCGUCCGGUACUGUUUGCAUCGCCUAGAGACAACGAAGAAUUUUCAUCUGGCAGUGAAGAAGAAGAAGAACCGAUAAUUCAAGAACAUGGUGGUGCAUUUAUUUUGUCAGAUAGUGGAGAGUAUGCGGUUAAAGAAGCCGAACUUGAUGAAGAGUUUUGGGCAUCAGCAUCGUUGAAAACAGAAGGACUUUACAAAUAUCGAUCGCAGAUCCGAUCUUUUAGUAGCUACGAAAAGGAGAAAUACGCCAAAGUGGAGUAUAGUGUGAUAAUAAAGCGAUAUAUGAUACGUUAUAUAGAACCGUUCAUGUGCAUUAUUGCUGUAAGAAAGGAAGGCGAGAAUCUGCUUCAAAAUGUUAUUGGAACACUGGAUCUUCGUGUCAACUAUCUGUUAGAGGAACUUGUGAAGCGGCCAAAACUGUAUAGCACCUUCAAAGAAAGAGGAUCAGAGAAAUGUGGCAUAAUAACGAACGUAACUGUUGCUGAGAGUGCACGUCAACAAGGUGUUGGAAGCAGCAUGCUGAAGUUUGCAAUUGAAGCUGCAAAAGAAGAAGGAGGUGUAAAGUAG
Papaver somniferum (opium poppy) is the source of this 753-nucleotide messenger RNA. RefSeq lists its product as uncharacterized. Lineage: Eukaryota; Viridiplantae; Streptophyta; Magnoliopsida; Ranunculales; Papaveraceae. The transcript has 8 exons. The record is from RefSeq and is a predicted model, not a curated record. The coding region runs from base 1 to 753 and encodes 250 amino acids. Gene Ontology annotation, molecular function: acyltransferase activity, transferring groups other than amino-acyl groups.